CUAAAAAGAAAAAACGUCAUUUUCGUCAAUGAGAUUUGCAUUUGGUUUUCUUUUUCUUUCCCUAAUAUUCCACUUGAAUACAUCAUGGCUAGCUUGCUUGUACAGCUAGUUGAACAAGGAAUUCAAAAAGGCUUUGUUCAAAACGUGAUCCGAACUCUAGAUAAAGAGUGUUAUUUGGAUAGACAUUAUGUACAAAAGUCUAUUGUCUUUUUAACUGAAAAAGACAGGAAAAUCACGAUUGAGGCAUUAGCAGAAGAGUUGUGUAUUGAACAGUCUGUCAUUAAAGACAUGGUGAAUGAAUUAUCAGCCAAUCAGAAUUGGACAGUGGUAGAUGAUCUGAUCUUGACAUUGCAUGUAUUGGAGUACAUGAACAAUGUAGCCCUUGACUUCAACAAGGCUGUAGAAAGCAAGGGCUAUGUAUUUACUGUAGCACAGUCUCAGGCACUAAGAUUACCUUAUAGUCUAUUAAAGACAAUAAUGGUUUCCUUGAUGGAAAAUGAUAAUUAUGUUUCCUACACUCAAUUACCAGAUAUGAUAGCUACUAAAGCCUAUAUUGACAAGUGCAAAUCAGACAUUCAGUCUUCAUUGGCUUGUUUAGAAGAACCAUUUCCUGUGUUCAAGAUUCAAAAAUCACUUUCUAUGCCAGAGGAAUUAUUCUAUCUGUUAUUAGAACAAUUAGUAAAGGAAGAGGGCAUAUUACGAGGAAAGAAAAGCAGAGCAGUUUUUGAACCCAAGCAUUACAAACAAAGACAAUUGACACUGAUUAAGUCAAUAUUUGAUUCAAAUGAAUGCAUCAGUAAGUCUGUCUUUCUCUCUUGUCAUUCUUAUUCCUGUUUAGAUGUGGAUACAGUCGAAAGCUUAUAUUCAUUUUCGAGUCCUGUGGAUAUUAUCAGCAGCAACUAUGACAAAGAUUCAUUUAUUUGUCUAAAUUCAUGUAUUAUCAAGACUUCAGUCAAAGACAAGGCCAGAGAAGUGGUGGAAUCCGUAACAGAGUACUGCGAUGUCAAUG
Messenger RNA from Gilbertella persicaria, 1009 nucleotides. RefSeq lists its product as uncharacterized. The transcript is spliced from 6 exons. The annotation marks the transcript as partial. Gene Ontology annotation, molecular function: UFM1 ligase activity. Gene Ontology annotation, cellular component: endoplasmic reticulum membrane. The record is from RefSeq and is a predicted model, not a curated record. Gene Ontology annotation, biological process: protein K69-linked ufmylation; regulation of proteasomal ubiquitin-dependent protein catabolic process; response to endoplasmic reticulum stress. NCBI's taxonomy places the organism in Eukaryota, Fungi, Mucoromycota, Mucoromycetes, Mucorales, Choanephoraceae.